Didymodactylos carnosus is the source of this 1512-nucleotide messenger RNA. The record is from the annotation of a GenBank genome assembly. Lineage: Eukaryota; Metazoa; Rotifera; Eurotatoria; Philodinida; Philodinidae.
AUGGAUGCCUCAUCUUCAACACAAGUACUGACUGGACCCGCACAACAACGAAGAAAAUCUCAUGGAAAUCAGGGAUUGAGACGUUAUCGAAGAAGAUGCUGUAUUCGAGGAAUGAAUGAAGCAGAAACCGUUCAGAUAUCAUCAUUUCGAAAGCAACUACUACGUCGUCGUCAACGUUCAUCAGCGUCAAAAAAGAAUACCGUCGACGUAUGUCCACAAGUGAUUCUGGAUGUUGGCCAUGUUCCAUUGAAUGCAGCCCAAUUGAAAUAUCUCUCACGAGGUCCAGGCUAUAUUAGGCCGAAUCAAAGUUCUCUUCGGCCCUAUCAUCGACAAAUGAAUCGUGUGAAAAAAGAAGAAACUGAGCUCAUGAAUAAAAUUCUCAAGUUUUUCUCUGAGAAUCAUUAUAUGCCACGGUCAUUGCCAAUUUUCAAGCAAUAUGCGGCACAACUUCAUGAUUGUCUUGUACUUCGUUACACGGCAUCGUUAUCCUUUACCGAUCAAAUCCAAGCUCGACGAGAGUUCAAUCUUACUAAACUUAUCCGGCGAAAAUUUAAGCGAAACAAACUGAUCCUUCGCGAAACAGAUAGGAGCGGUGUUUUUCAUGUCGGACGAGCAAGUGAUUACGAGAAAAAAGCAGCUAUGUAUCGCAUAAAAACCGGUGCUUAUGAAGAACUUCAUUCCAACCCGUUCGAUGAGAUAUUUACCAAAGUUGAAGGGACACCGCUUCGACCCAUCUCAAACACAAAACGUGCUGCCACAACAGGCAUCUCGAAGUAUUUAGAUCAAAUUAUUCGACCGUUAUUUGAUAAAUAUGCUAAAAGCACUACCAUUGUCGAUGGCGUCGACCUACUCGACAAACUUCAGAGAUACAUUGCAGCAGGUUAUCUCACAGCAUCAACUUUGUUUGUGACAUUCGAUAUUAUUGAUCUUUACACGAUGUUACCUCAAGAAGAGGCCCUUGCAAUUCUUGCAGAAUUUCUUCAUGAACACGGAUGUGAAAAAGUGGAGAAAAUUUCAAUUGAGACUAUCAAAUAUUAUCGACAAGUCAUUGGUGGUGCAAUGGGAUCACCGUUCAUAUUAACGUUGGCUAAUAUCUUCAUGUGGAAAUGGGAAAAACAAACAAUAUUAUCUAAAAUAUCUAAUGUUGAAGUGUAUGGCCGAUAUAUUGAUGAUAGCUUUUAUACAUCGAAUGAAACUGCAGAGAAAGUUCAAGAAAUAUUAGAAACAGCAAAUCGAUUGCAUCCAAACAUUAAGUUAACCUGGAAAAUAAGCAAAGCUGUUUCAUUUCUCGAUCUUUGCAUCAGUAACAAUGACGGUCAUCUUUCGUCAUCCGUCUAUCAUAAACCAAGAUCUGAACCAUCACUUGUUCCAUUCUUAUCUGAUCAUCCUCGACAUGUAUUUCGAAACAUUGUACACACUGCCCUUAUGCGAGCGAUUCGGUAUUCAUCAUCAUUCGAACUAUUCGACGACGAACAGCGUUCCAUACGUCUACUGUUACUUUACAAUGGGUAA